Toxoplasma gondii ME49 is the source of this 4815-nucleotide messenger RNA. RefSeq lists its product as hypothetical. NCBI's taxonomy places the organism in Eukaryota, Apicomplexa, Conoidasida, Eucoccidiorida, Sarcocystidae. The record is from RefSeq and is a predicted model, not a curated record. Bases 506 to 4570 code for a protein of 1354 amino acids. The transcript has a single exon.
CAGGCUUGGGCGGGAUGAUGAACGGUGUUCACAGGGAAGAGGCCGCGGGAGAGUGUGCUUCGUUUCCUUCACGAAUUUUGAACGACAGGCUCGCUCGUUGUCUGCACUACAUUCACAAAAGUCUCCCGAAGCAGAGUAAAAUACGUUUCUCGACGAAGGCGGAAGUUUCCUAAAUCCCUAUUUGUUUUCGGCGGUUUCCCCAGGUGAAGAUGCAGUAGCGCUCCUCCGUCCCCUCAAUUCCUUAUCGAUACCAAACCCUAGCAGAUUCGUGGGAAGUUACGAGAACAAAAGUAAACAAAGUCACACAUAGACACAGCAAAUGAACCGAGCAGUUUUUUGGCUACCUGCGAAUAUGUAGAUAGAUAGAUCGCUGUAUUCGCGGUAUAGGUGGGUCGUAUUCGCUCUACCUUCUUGCCCUCUCUCGCACCCCAUUUUGUUUCUCCUGCACUUUGAGAGGUCAAACACUGGGUAUCAAGCCCGUAAAAGUGUCCGCUUCCUUGGCACUAUGGCAAAGGGUACAUCCAGUUUUGGUAUGUAUCCGUCUGCCUCCGUCCGCGAAUUAUCAAAGCUGGCGGAAGUGGAGCGUUUGCUUGGUCGUCCGAGGCCACGAUCAGCCACUUCUCCUGGACCUAGAAAUGUUCUCUCAAAUCACAGAACACUCUGUGUCUCUCACUGUGUCGGACACAGAGGACUCGGCUGUCCAGCACCAGUUACUGCGCUCUCAGCGAAACAGAGUUUGCUUCUCCUCCUUUUGUGUCUUCUCCCUGUGGUAGUUUUUGCCUCUUUGCUGUCCCACGCACACGUCGACUGCUUCUCAUCGCUCUCUGACGAUGCAUGUAAAAGACCAGCCACAGACACUGUCAAUCGGUACCGUAUGCUUGCUAGGACGCAGCUGAAGAAUGAGAGAAGGGGGAACUUCCAGAAAAACAAGGGAGAGAAACUGCGCUUUUUAGGCGGACAGACGGGUCCGGAGUCGACUGUGGCUCCUUCCAGUUUCAGCCGGAGGCCGGUCUCUCCAGAGCCUGCACAGAAACCUGCUCUUCUAGAAACGAAGUCCAACAGCGGACUCCUGGCAUCCCCACGUCCUUCUUCGCGUUCUUCUUCGAACCCUUCCUCUUCUGCCGCUUCUUCGUUGACUCUUGCCGGUCCUAUGAGUGUGUUGUCGGGAAGUUUGAUGUCUUCUUCCCUCGAUUCGUUGAUCCCCGAAAUCGGAGCGCGAGAGGACGAGCUCCGUCGAGCGCGGCUCGAAGCCCAAGGUUUCAUUCUGACCGAGCCUCCGGUGUCUCGCCAUGAGAAGACGGUAACGUACCCUCCAAAACAUGGCUUCAACCAAGUCUCCACAGCCCUUGCCAUGCGUCACGAACAAACCAAGUUACACGCUGAGCAGGCGGCGACGAGUGACAAUAGGGAGAAGACUCCUGCGCGGAGCGGAGCGGGGACUCCCUUUUCACAAGGAAGGAAGGAAAACAGGAUUGGUGGAGAAAAGAGAAAGCAAAUGCCAGACAGCAACGCAGCCUCGAGACCCAGUGCUCAGCAGUCUCCCGCACCGUGGUUAGAUAGGCCGUUUGUGUCGCUCGCAGCCUCUGCAGCGCAGGCAGCCCUCGCAGCUGCUGCGGCUGCGGUAAGAGGCGAACUGAGUGUAGGUUCUGACUCUUCUUCGUCUCAGAGUCUUCGGAAUAGUGGAGAUGAAAGUGCAGGAGAUCGUUUGGCGCCGAAGAAAAGCGGGUCGAGCCCCGCAAACGCACUGGAAAGUGUCAACGAGAAGCUAGAAGACGUUCUCAGUCACGUGGUAGAGUUUUUCACCGGGGGUGGGACGAGUCGAGGCAGUCCGGGUGCCCACGGAAGCUCAGCUGAGCACACAGUCUUCGUGGGUGAGGGAGCCUCGUCUGAAGCUCGUGACCAGGUUGGAUUCUCAACUGCAGACAAGGAAGAAGGCACGGGUGGAAUGGAGAAACGCAAGGCCAGCUCUUUGGACGAUGAAAACGGACAGACCGAAGUUCAGGUCAUGGGUGAGGCGUCUAUGACCAUGGAGGUGAAGGAUCGGCUGCCCUCUCACACUAAAGGUGGCGGAGCGACGAGUCGGUCUCACGGGAGUGGUCAACAUUCGCUACAUCACAGUUCUUCCGUAAAUAUGGAGGGAAUGGAGGAGUAUGCGUCUGAAACAAACUCACGAGUCGAUGGUGGAAACGAAGAAACUUUGUUGGACGAUGAUGGGGAGGAGCUUUUCCAGCGUGUGCACAGACUCACGAAAACUCCCGAUGUGGCUCCCAGUCGGCAACGAGUGAAGAAUGCCGCCGAUACACACAGCUUUGGAGGAACCCAGACGCCUGCAUCUGUUGACGAAGGCGCCCUUGUCGGGGAGAGAACAUCCGCUGUGGAUCAGGAAAAAGGUGUAGAAGGACAGGAACUAGGGAUGAGGGAAGGCGAGGAAAGAUUUUUGAAUCGGCAGUCUGGAAUACGGCUCCCUCUUGACACAGACACGAGAAUACCAGAGGUCACUCUCUUCCAGGCCGAUGGGAACCCCCGUGAAGGCGUUUUUAGCUGGCAAACCUAUGGAAAACGAAGGAAACUUAAUGGGGUGAGGCGGAACGAGUUGAGGGCAGUAGGCCCUGUUUCGACGGAGGGGGAAAGCGAAAGUGCCUCUCAGGGAGCGGAGACAGGCAGCAGCGAGAAGGAUACCUCUGUCUCUAGUCAGGAGGUUUAUGGUGCUCGGGCGGUAGAGGCAACUGGAGGACAAGAGCAGGUCCACGCUAACUGGUUGGAGCGCCAUCAAAGACAGCGUUCGACAGGAGAGACCAGUGGAGCUACCCCCCCUCCGCGGCAGGAAGCCGAAACAAAGCCUUUCAGAGAACCCCUGUUCCGGGAGUCUGCUACCUGGCAAGUUCCCGACAAAGAAUCUACACCUGACAAUCCUCAGAAACAUGAACACGCCACAAGUGCGCGCCCUAAUAAUGAAAAUUCAAAGGAGGAAGAGACCCGUAGACCACGACCCCGAAAGACCCCAGAAGGAAUCCAACAGGGCAGCGGGCGACGAUUUGAUGCGGUGGUUCUGGAGAACCAAGCGACGGGUCGGGGGGACGAGCUAUCCCUUCAUGCCCCAGACCUUCGUCGCACGGAAGAGGCAAAUCAUCAGGUGGUACCCCACAGAAGAGACGAAGAGGGCGCUUCGCCACCGUUUCAGAAAGCAGAGGGAAUUUCAACCUUUCCCCUAACUGCUGGCUUCGUCGGCUUCCUGACGGAGCCGACCGACGUUAACAUUGAUGAAUGGGAACGAAUGGAGAUCCAAUCGAGUACGAAAUCUCGUCUUCCUGGAGAGACGCCACCCCACGUAGCCCUGCCAUCCUACUCAGCGCAUCUUGCGAACACAAAAGGAACAAGACGGCACGGUUCCUCCGCGCGUACUAGUGGCACUGACAGGUUGUAUCCUCAAUUUGUGGCAGCGGACACGACUCAAGAUUCGAAAGGGAGCGCUGGAAUUCAGGGGCCCGACGUGGGUCUGCGAAUGGAACAAUCGGAACUCCUCACAGAUGGUGAAAACGACGAGCCCGUAGGUCUGUCGGCAUUGGAACGCUCAGGGAUCUCUGAACAAGUGGUCGACGCACAGAAAACGCAGAGCGUGAAACCGUGUGAGACAACGAAGGAAAAGGAACAACAAGUGGAAGAGGAACGCGAAACAGGUCCUGGCUCGGUCGAUGCUCAUGUAGGCGCACAGAUUGGAUCAGCUGCAGCGGCCGCCGCGACGUCCUUCGCAGAAAAACUCCUGGAGCUGGACUGGGAGAAGCUGGCUCUCGAAAACCCGACGGUCAAUAAAGUGGCGCCGCUAUUCAACUAUCUCCUUGGACAGGGAGGGUCUUCCCAAGGGCAUAGAGUCGACCACCAGAGGCACGCCACGGCUGUGACAAACGCUGCUGCGGCGCUGCCUCCUGCAUUAGUGCAACCAGUCGACCUGACAGGGCGCCUAACCUCAGGUCCUCUCUUGUCGGGGCAGCGAGCUCCAAUUGAACAGCCCGGUGUAGAACCGGAUCAGAUGAAACCUAGAGGUUUUAGUUGGAGUCCGGCGACACAACUUUUAGGUGCACGUCAUGGUACCGAAACCGUCGUCCAGGAAAUCAAAGCAGAGCCGUCUGUGAGUGCAGGUAGACUUGACACUCUGGGGCUCGACCGGCCGCACAACGCAGCUUCUGCCACUGCCGUUUUCGGUCCUCUCCCCCCUUCACACCAUUCUACUGCGGGUCAGGGACAAACAGACUCUGUUGCUACACUUCGCUCGCCUCUCGCUGUGGGUUCCAACCUGCAGCCCCUUCGCCGCAUCAUGGGCCUGCGAUCGGACUCGUUGGGACCGAUACUCUCUGUGUCCCAGGCAGAUCCAGCUCGUCCUGAUCUACAGUCUGCGGUUGUGCCGAUUUUUACCAACUCGAAUGUCAGUGGCCAAGGGGUCGACAGGGGCAUGACGUUGGAUGAUGGUGCAGUGUACAAGCUAGUGGCGGUCCCGUCUUGGCCAGGCUCAUUCGCCGGACUGAAUGGCAGAGGCAUACUACAGGCAGCAUCCACACUUCUGAAAGGAGUUUAGAAGGCUACGGGACGAAGAGCAAACUUUGGGGGGAGUAGGGGCACUUCUCACGAACGGGAGUUCCUGACGAGAUCCUUGUUGUUUUACUGUUCAACCACAAGUUAACAGUCUCGGGGCGGGGACAACAGACAUACUAUACAGACAGGUCUACCGUGUGAAGAUUGUGACUAGAGCGUUCCUAGCUCACAAAAGGUGGUAUAUAUUGCUGGAUCGGUACCGCUGAAGCCCAUCUCUGGCCAAUCUCG